Molecule: messenger RNA, 6167 nt
Organism: Astyanax mexicanus (Mexican tetra)
Lineage: Eukaryota; Metazoa; Chordata; Actinopteri; Characiformes; Acestrorhamphidae
Gene: kitb
Product: KIT proto-oncogene, receptor tyrosine kinase b
Exons: 21
Coding region: 87-2936 (949 amino acids)
Biological process (GO): multicellular organism development; positive regulation of receptor signaling pathway via JAK-STAT; positive regulation of MAP kinase activity
Cellular component (GO): signaling receptor complex
Molecular function (GO): ATP binding; cytokine binding; transmembrane receptor protein tyrosine kinase activity
Source: RefSeq, a predicted model, not a curated record
ACAGGCUAUGCGCAGUACGCAGAGCGCGCGGAUCGAGGCGCUCACAGUGUUUUGACGGAGCUGCUGCUGCGCGCGGGGCAGUGAAGAUGGGACGCGCGUGGAUUCUGUUCACGGUGACGCUGUUGAUCAUCUUCCAUACAGGCUGGACCAAGCCAGUCAUCACUCCCAACGUUCCUCACCUGGUGAUCCUGAAGGGAGGGCAACUGGAGCUGCAUUGUGAUGAUGACACAGAAGCAGGCGUGGGCAAAGUGAGGUGGCAGCGAGAGAAAGGCAAGAGGAUUGAUGGAGACAGAGAGGAAGAUGGGGCCACUAUCAUCAACGUCUCCUCCGCCCAGCCACAACACAUGGGUCGCUAUACCUGUGUGAACACCCGAACAGAAGAGAAGAGUUCCAUCUACAUUUAUGUGAAAGAUCUGGAGAAUGCUUUUGUUCGCUCCAUGGUGAACGGCUUGCUCGUGAAAGAGGGUAUGGACUGCACUCUGCCGUGUCUGGUGACGGAUCCGGCCGUGACCGGGCUGUCCCUGCUAACCUGCUCUGGUGACCCCCUACCUGCCGGCCUUUCCUACAGCACGGAUUCACAUAAGGGCAUCACCAUCCACAACAUCUCCAAGACCUUUGAGGGAUGUUAUGUUUGUGCUGGCAACAUGGGAGCAGUUAUUGUGAAAUCCAGCCAGUACACCGUGGACGUACGACUAGUUCCAGACUCAGUGCCAGUAAUCCGUCUGUCCAGAUCAGAGAAUGUGAUAUUGAUCCAGGAUCAGGAGUUUACGGUGAUGUGCAGCACCACUAACGUCAACCAUGACUUCCACGUUUCCUGGGGCUUCCCUCCAAAAGUGAUGGCACUGGAGACGCACAAUUCCAAUAUCUUGAGUGGUUCUCGUGGAUAUACGCGCACAGCCAUAUUGUCCAUUGGCGCUGUUGGGCCGGCUGAUUCAGGGGUCUAUUACUGCCAAGCCCGGAAUGAGAGGGGAGUCUCAAACGCGACUGUUCAUCUCAGCGUCUAUGAGCGUGGCUUCAUUAACUUAACAGCAGGAGUGGAGAGGGCUGUGGAGGUGAGAGAGGGAGAGAGUCUGACUCUGCGAGUGGAAAUGACCUCCUACCCCAAACCCAGUGCUGUGUACUGGACCUAUAGCAACCAACAGCUGAAAAACACAUCCGAGCAUGUCAUCACGCUACACAACAAGCAGUACAGGUACAUCAGUGAGCUGAAGCUGGUUCGUGUUCACGGCUCAGAGGGCGGGAUCUACACAUUUUCAGCCAAUCACAGUUACACAAAUGUCAAUCAGUCCUUCUUCGUCCAUGUGAUCUGUAAGCCUAUGAUUGUUUCUCAGGAAGGUCCUAUUGAUGGACAGGUGAGGUGCGUCGCAUCAGGAUAUCCUGUACCGAAAAUCUCCUGGUACUACUGCGAAACUCCACACACACGGUGCUCCCAGCAGCUGAACGCCUCACAGCCGGAGGAGGACACUGCUGUCGUGACCGUGUCAGGGUCAGAGUUCGGACGCACUGAAGUAGAGAGCCGCCUUAACAUCAGCAAAGGAAAAUACCACACCCUGGAGUGUGUGGCUACGACACAGGGGGAACAGGCAUACACACUGUUCUCCAUCAGUGAGCGUACAGUUCCUCAUAAACUCUUCACUCCUCUGCUGACUGGAGUUGUUACAGCUUCGGUUUUGCUCACUCUGUUCCUGAUUGUGCUUCUCUACAAGUACAUGCAGAAGCCUAAGUAUGAGAUCCACUGGAAGGUGAUAGACAGCAUCCAUGGCAACAGCUACACAUAUAUAGACCCCACCCAGCUGCCUUACGACCCCAAGUGGGAGUUCCCGAGAGAGCGACUGCGCUUUGGUAAAAUCCUUGGUUCUGGAGCGUUCGGUAAAGUGGUGGCCGCUACUGCAUACGGACUCUGCUCACCUGAUACAGUCACCACAGUUGCGGUUAAGAUGCUGAAGCCAAGCGCUCAUUCCACUGAAAAAGAGGCUCUGAUGUCUGAGCUGAAGGUUCUCAGUUACCUUGGCAACCACAUGAACAUUGUCAACUUGCUGGGCGCCUGUACGGUCAGAGGUCCUACACUGGUUAUCACUGAGUACUGCUGCUAUGGUGACCUGCUGAACUUCCUCAGAAGAAAGAGAGAUGCGUUCUUCAGCUCUAAAACAGGAGACGGGUACUACAAAAACCUUCUCAGUCAAACACAGCCUUCAAGGGAAGGCACAGAUAAUGGAUACAUGCCAAUGAGGUCCUAUCAGAAGAGAUCUAAUCAGACAGAGGAUUUGCUCAGCUUCUCCUACCAAGUGGCCAAAGGCAUGGACUUCCUCACUUCCAAAAAUUGUAUCCACAGAGACCUAGCUGCAAGAAAUGUUUUGCUGACUCAUGGUCGGGUUGCCAAGAUUUGCGAUUUUGGUCUGGCUCGUGACAUCACCAAAGACUCCAACUAUGUUUUAAGAGGAAAUGCACGUCUCCCAGUGAAAUGGAUGUCCCCAGAGAGUCUGUUUUCCUGUGUGUACACGUUUGAAAGUGAUGUCUGGUCUUACGGCAUCUUGCUGUGGGAGAUUUUCUCUCUGGGUAACAGCCCGUAUCCUGGAGUUCCAGUCGGGUCCAUGUUCUACAAGAUGAUACAAGACGGAUACAGGAUGAGUGAGCCGGAGUUUGCUCCUAGUGAAAUCUAUGAAGUAAUGAGAUGGUGCUGGAGUGCUGACCCACUGAAGAGGCCGACCUUUAAGAAGCUUGUGGAGAGAACAGAGAUGCUGCUGUCUGAAACCACUAAACAUGUUUAUCUGAACCUCAGCUACGAGAGCAGCAACAGCAGCGACGCCUCAGAUCCGCCAAGCCUCCAGAGAGCGCAGUCUCAGCGGCUGAGUUCAGUCAGCAGCACCACGGCAGCCACCGAGCCUCUGCUGCCCCCCUCCAACAAUGACGUCUUCCUGGAAAACGAGACCUGCUAAGAACAGCCUGGCCUUGUUUAGCACUUCGGAUUAGCACCUCAUAUUAACACAUGUAUAUAAUGCACACAACUGUUUUUUUUUUUCCUUUUUGUUGUUUUAACCAGAACAGACUCAUCAGCCUUCCGUUAUAUUUGGCCUUUACUUUCCACUGUGGUAGACUUAGGGUGUUUUCACACUUGUCCUGAAAAAACGAGUUAGAACCCAAGGCCGAUUCUGGGCUUGUUUGGGGGAUGGGCUCAUUAUGACUGAUUUGUUUUCACACACAAGAACUUGAUCUGAAACAGAUCCAUUGUGGUGAGAGAGCGCUUUUUGGGAUGCUCUACAUUUUACCGAGCAGGAGCUCCUCCAAACCUGGUAUGACAAGUUUUUUCCAUCCAUGCAGGCUGAGGUUAAACAAAUGUUUAUCACCAUGCCGUCAGUAACCACAUGCACACCAGAAAUCUAAGCUAAUUACAGUACCCUCACCCAGUCCUAUCACAGUGUGGGUUUAUUAGGGUAUACUGGUGCAAAGGGAAAUAACACGACUAGUGGAAGUGUAAAAAAUUAACCACUCAUGCGACCCCACACCGAGCAAAGGGAGCAGAUAGCUUCCACAAAUGCAUCAGAAAUGUAGCAGAGUCAGCCUGAACCCCAGGCUACAGGUGUAAAAACGCCCUUAGUCCAAGUACUUACCACAUUUUUUCUUUUUUUUAAAGAACAGUACUUUUAUUCGCCUUGUCUUCCAUGUUGGUUAAACCCACUCAACACACUCUAAGCCCUGCAUGAGCGUCCUGUCCAUCCAGCCUAACUGCUGAUAUGUAAACGCUGCCGAGCACAGCUUGACGGUAUUGAUCCAUGCAGUAUUCUAAACGCACCAAGAGCUGAGUUGACAGUAUCUUACAGAGUCAGCACCAUUAACUGUUACUUAGUGUACUAGCAUCAGAUAGAUCAUCAUUAGAUCAGCAUAAUUACAACAUGCAUUUACCGAAAAUUAUUGAGAUGAAUAACCGCCUUUAGUGAUGAUAUUGUCAUGUAAUUAGAAAAUCUAUCAGUCAAAGGGAUAGGUGUGUGUUGUUCUGAAUUGUUUUUUUUUUUUUUUACUUGCAGCGACAGAUCACACGUUUCAGGAAUUUUGCAGCGGCAUCUUCAGUUUUAUCUGUAUAAAAUUACAGUUGCAAAAUAUAUAAGUGGAUUCUGCAUUGAUUACUAAUCACAGAACUAAUCACAGUUUUGUACCGCAUAAUAUCUUGUAGUAGGCAAAUUGAGUAAAUGCUAGAAAAAGAGCAGGCUACAAAAAGUAAGUGAAUUGUUACAUUUUAAAACCCAAGUCUGCAAUCUUCAACAAACUUACAUGUAUAAUUAAGGCAAUUGAGAUGGAAUAUUAGACCAUUUCUCUCUUUUGAAGUUUAAAAUAUAGUGGAACUCUUUAAAAAAGCUUAAGGUGCUUCAAAGAAAAACUUCACAGUUUCAAAUUGAAGUUCACCAUAAAGUUCUUUAUACAACAUGAACUUUCAACAGUGUAGUUCAAUAAAACAGUAGAUCAAUACUUCUGGGAUGUCUUGAAAGCCACUUCAUAAUAAGGGCUAAAAGGUCAUUACUUGCCUGUUCCAAAAAACACGCACAUCUGUACAUUCCCCACCCAUUCUCUAGCUGAUUUGCUUUGUAUGCUUUGGGUCAUUAUCUUGUUGCCUUACCCAAAGUCUCCUCAGCUUGAGUUCAUAGACCACUGCACUCAUAUACUCCCAUAAAUUGUUGUUGAUAGUUUGAAUUCAUACAUUGCUUCCCUUAAUGAUCACAACCAGUAAUGGCAGCAGUGCAGCCAAACCAUUUGGCUCCCCCUACCAUGCUUUAAAGUUUUUCCUCAUUCACCAAAUUCCCAACAAAGCGUGGGGCAUUUGGGGUAAAAUAAUUAGCAAUCAUAUCAGGAAGUCCAACUCUUGGAGAAUUAGCAACAGUCCUGAAUUUUCUUAAGAUUGGUAUAUAACCAAUCUUGAUGCUUCUUGCAUCUCUAGAACACGUCUUCUGAUAUAUAGUUUAUAUUAACUAUAUUGAGUAGAUUAGUCAUUAAUUCAGCUCUGUGUGGUUUUAUUUGUAAAAUCAGCUCUCACUAAUUGAAACAUCAUUUUAAAUGUUUUAUUUUGGAAAAGUCUAUAAAACAGAGGCUCACUUACUUUUUCUAGCCUGCCUGCACUGUGGAUGAGUAAUCAAUGCAGAAACCCAGGGUUUGUAGUAGGACUACUUGCAGCACUGUUAAAGGGGAAUUUCACCCAUUUCUUAAUAACGGUUGAGAUGUAAACAAAAUCAUUCAGAGUGGUUUUGUAAAGAAAUUCUCUCUAUUCUAUAUGUAGGCUUUAAGUCGUAAUUGCUCACAGUGGUGGUGAACAGAACCAGACAGUACUCUACUCAGUUGGAGGCCUACAACAGCUCUAAUGAACUAAAGCUAAGAAGGACAUAUUAAGGUUAACUAGUGGCUUUAGAAAGCCUAUUGACUAUUUGCACUUAUACUCUGAAUGACUUUGAUUACAUCAUUACAUAGAAUUCCUUUUUGUAAGAGUAGUCCCAAGAUAAGGCAGUGUUGCUAAAGGCUAAUGAGAGCUAAAAGAUGUUAGUUGUCGUUCAACUUUAAUUAGGAAUGUGCACAUUUUUGGUGGAGCUAUUAAUUUAAGGUAAGCAGAUCAUUAGGUUCACAUGCACAUAUUGUUUGUGGAGGCUGAAUGUAUCAAAUCAAAAUGUGUUACUGACUGGUUUACAUUAUUUGUUCAGGCAAUUUACAAAUAUGUUUGUUUUUUUCACAUAUGGUUCUUAAGCACUGUGAUUAAUAUUUAUGUAUGAAAUUGAUAAUUCUUCAUUUGUUUAGCACUACGCAGAUCUCUUAUGACUGGUUUCUGUGUUGCAUGUUAGCAUUUAUGGUAGCGAUACUUUUUAGGAAAAGAAAAGAAAGAAAAGGAAAAAAAAUGCAGCAACAUGUCAAUUCUGAAACUAAUUGAAGCAAAAAUGAAGAGAAAGGCGACGACGUAAAAUGUUCUAAAAUGAAUUACAGUAAUUAUUUGAGGACAGGUCCACUAUUUUUUGAGUGUUGUAGACUGUAAUGUUCAGAGGGCCUGGACAUUUUUCUGUAAAUAGAUUUGUGAAAGCUUUAAGUGAGAUUUUUUGAUACAGAGUGGUUGACAAUAAAAUGUUAACGAGUGAAAAUAAAUUCGAGAAAAUGAAUGGUUCAUUCAAGAAACUGAAUAAGCACACAUAAGCAAACUU